UCCGCCUAACGCUUCCUUUUCUUCCAUUCCUAUCCUUUCCAAAAACCCUCUCCUCUCUCCCACCCACUUCGUUUAUGCCCCCCGCCUCUCCUCCUUCUCUCCCUCUCCUCUAUCAUGCACUUCUUCGCCUAACUAUUCCCCUUUCUUUCCUCCAACCUUCUCUCAUAUUUCAGUGCUCUCAAUCCUGCCUUAUUCCUUAAUUUCUCUCUCUAUUUCCUCUCUUAACAAAUAUCCUGAUGUCUGCCUUUUUACCCCUUUCACUCACUUCAAGUAUCUUUCCUAUAACCUUUCCAUCCUCUCCAUCUCUCUCCACCCCCAUAUCUCCACCCCAUAUCCCGCCACUGUCUAGCUUGUCGAACGCUGUCCAUACCAGCAUGUCAAAUAACCAUAUUCUUCUCUUCCAAUCUUUCCCGAAACUUUUCUUUUCUACCCCCCAUACAUUCCCCAUUACCGCUGCCGCUUUCUUUACCUUCUCUUCUAUCUGCCUUUCCUGCCCCCCUUCCCCCCCCCAUUCUUUUGCAGUCUGUAUUCCAAAUACUCUAUUUCCUUUAUUUCCAUUAUCCUUUUCGCUCCUCCAUUUUCUUUAUUUCCUUAUCUUUUUCCCUCUCCAUCUCCAAUCCUUCUUCUUCUCCCUCCCUUUUCCUAUUCUAAAAUUUCAUUAUUUUUGUUUUUCUCACAUUCAUUUCCAGCCCCUUCUCUCCCAUGUACUUUUCCAACCUCUCUACCAUAUUUCUCAUUCCUUGCUCCUCCUUUGCCAAUAAUACUAUAUCGUCCGCGUAUGUUAAUGUUCUCAAUUUCUCUCCUCCUAUCUUCUCUUCUCCCCAAUUCACUUUUUUCAUUUCCUUCUCCAAAUCCGUCAUUAAUAAAAUGAAAAGCAAUAAACUCAGCGGACGUCCCUGCCUCACUCCUCUCGCCGUUCAAAAUGCUUCCCCCGUUACAUUUUCUAUCUUUACCUUACUCUUCGUCUCCUUAUAUAUCUCCUCUACCUUAGCUAGCAAUCCUUCCCUUACCUUCCUUGCCCUCAUUUCCCUCAUUAAUACCCUUCUGUUCAUCGAAUCGAAAGCCGUUUUCAAAUCUAAGAACAUCGCCAUCAUCUUCUCCCCUUUUUUCUCCUAUUGCCUAUUUGCUAAAUAGUUCACAACAUAUGUUAUCUGUCGUACCAUCCCUCUCUUAAAAUAUCUUUGAUUAUGCGGCACCAAGUCCUUUUCCUCUAUUUCUUUCCCCUUAUAGUCCUAUACCACCAUCUUCCUUUCCCCCUUUUUUUACUGCCGUUACAAUUAUGUUUUCUUUCCAUUUCUCCAGCAACCCUUCCUCUCUCCAUAUUAUUAUCUUAUUAUAUUUUAUAGUCAAUGUUGGUGCGAAGCUGGCGCCCAACUUUGGAAAAAGUAGAAAUAUUUAACAUAUAGGGGGACCGGAAAGUAAUGUCGUUUCUGCGCAUGUCGAUAUUCGUUUGUCAUUUAUCAGCUCAUUGUGUAUUUCAAAGUCGUGCCAAAGACAUUUUAAGGUUAGAAUGACUUGUUGUAAAUAAUUAAAUCUUAAGUUUUUUUGCAAUUUAUGGUGAAAUGGCCAGCCAAAUACCAGAAGAGGUACAUAUCCGGCAUUGUAUGCUUUUUGAGUUUCGCAAGGGUAGUAACGCAACAGUUGCUACCAAAAACAUUUGCGAUGUUUAUCCAAGUACAUUAGACGUUUGUAAAUUCCAAAGGUGGUUUUCUAAGUUCAAAUCCGGUAAUUUUGAUCUUUUCCACUCGUACCGAUCAGGAAGAGCAACAACUUUAGACAAUGACAUGUUAAGGGCGGAAAUGAAAGCAAAUCCGUUUGAGACAAUCGAGGAACUGUCAAACACUCUUAACCAACCUUGGUCGACCAUCCAAGAACAUUUGCAACAGAUUGGUAAAGUAAGCAGAGCAAGUGUUUGGGUCCCGCAUAAUCUGUCCGAAAAAAACAAAACUAACCGAUCCAUCAUAUGCAACUUAUGGCUUCAACGGUGCAAUACAGAAGCGUUUUUUGAUCGCUUGAUUAAUGUAGACGAAAAAUGGGUCCUGUAUGAUAAUCCAAAACGCAAAAGGCAGUGGCUCUCUCCGAAUAAAUCGCCACGAAGUACUGCUAAGCCAAGUUUACAUCCCAAAAAGUCGCUUUUAUGUGCUUGAUGGAGUAUUCGCGGAAUCGUUCAUUUUGAAAUGCUGAAACCUGGACAAAAUGUGAAUUCAGACCUUUACUGUGAACAAUUGGAUCGAGUAAAUCAAUCUUUAAUUGAAAAGUGUCCAGCGAUUGUCAACAGAAAAUGCGUUAUUCUGCAACACGAUCAUGCAAGACCGCACUGCGCAAGACGAACCCUGGAAAAAAUUAAUGAAUUGGGGUGGGAGGUACUGCCUCACCCACCAUACUCGCCCGAUAUUGCACCAUCGGAUUUCCAUUUAUUCCGAUCGCUACAACACUUUCUAUGUGACAAAAAAUUUGAAAAUUUAGAUGAUAUCCAAAAUGCCCUCUUCAGAUAUUUUGCUCAAAAACCAAUUGAUUUUUAUCAAUCUGGCAUUGAAAAUUUGCAUACUAGAUGGCAAAAGGUUGUUGAUAA
This is a messenger RNA of Dinoponera quadriceps, 2572 nucleotides long. RefSeq names its product histone-lysine N-methyltransferase SETMAR-like. The transcript has a single exon. The record is from RefSeq and is a predicted model, not a curated record. NCBI's taxonomy places the organism in Eukaryota, Metazoa, Arthropoda, Insecta, Hymenoptera, Formicidae. Bases 1563 to 2147 code for a protein of 194 amino acids. Gene Ontology annotation, molecular function: nucleic acid binding.